Messenger RNA from Adelges cooleyi (spruce gall adelgid), 2118 nucleotides. It is a transcript of the gene Rab40, whose product is annotated as ras-related protein Rab-40C. The record is from RefSeq and is a predicted model, not a curated record. Bases 564 to 1445 code for a protein of 293 amino acids. The transcript is spliced from 4 exons. Gene Ontology annotation, molecular function: GTPase activity; GTP binding. Lineage: Eukaryota; Metazoa; Arthropoda; Insecta; Hemiptera; Adelgidae. Gene Ontology annotation, cellular component: plasma membrane; endosome; synaptic vesicle. Gene Ontology annotation, biological process: intracellular signal transduction; protein localization to plasma membrane.
CAUUCGGCCCGGCGCUGGCGAGUGACGACGGAGCCAACAGUUAUUGUCCGACAUCCGCAUUGUAAGAAAAAUAAUAAAAUAUAAUGAUAAUUGUUUUCGUCCGGUUUUCCGGCUCGUCGAUUAGACUAACUGCCGUCUACAUAGAAACUUGGUCGUUUCCGUUGGAAAAUUCAUUAUAAUUGCAUACGCAGCACACUAAUAAUCCACUAGAGUACAUACUCGAAACGCGGUUACUGCGCGUUCCGUUCCGUACAGCAGCUGGUCACAUGGAUCGAUUAGCGUUAUCAGUAUCACCAACAGCAGUGCCCAAGUGAACACAACAAAAGGAAUUCUUAUAUAUUGUUAUUAUUAUUAUUGACACCAUCGAACAUAUUGGAAAAGUUCUUGUAGAGACAACUUGAACCGUGCAAAUAUUUCAGCCGGAAAAAAUUUGUGGCAUUGGUCGGAUCAAGUCGUUUGCCAAUUGACGACGGUGUGUUCUAAUUCGGUUGUGCCGUGCGUUUUUCACGCUAGACCGCCGUCGUGUAUCGCCAAUGACUUGACGGGACACCAUCAACAUUGGCAUGUCGCUUGAAACCGACGGUUGUGCGCAGCAGAAAGAGUACGACUAUCUGCUCAAGUUUUUGUUGGUCGGCGACAGUGAUGUGGGCAAACACGAGAUGCUCAAUGAUCUCGAGGACGGAUCUUCCGAAUCGCCCUAUUGUAGCGGAAGCGCUUACAAAACUACAACUAUUCUAUUAGAUGGUAAACGAGUAAAAUUACAGUUAUGGGAUGCUUCUGGUCAAGGACGUUUAUGCACGAUAAUCCGAUCUUAUUCAAGAGGCGCUCAAGGAGUUUUACUUGUUUAUGAUAUAACUAAUAAAUGGUCAUUUGACGGUUUGGACAGAUGGCUAAAAGAAGUCGAAGAACACGCACCAGGUGUUCCUAAAGUCUUGGUUGGCAAUCGAUUACAUCUGGCUUUUAAACGACAAGUCAGCGUUAAAGAAGCUGAGGCCUACGCGACAAAACAUCAUAUGACUUUGUUUGAAGUCAGUCCUUUGUGCGAUUUCAAUAUAAGAGAAAGUUUUAGCGAAUUAGCAAGAAGAGCGUUGCAUAGAAACGGAAUGGAAAGAUUAUGGAGAUCGAACAAAGUUCUGAGUCUCCAAGAAUUGUGUUGCCGUGCUAUCGUAGCUCGAACCACGCAAUACGGUAUCAACCAGUUACCUCUGCCAGUAACGAUAAAAUCCCACCUAAAGUCUUAUGCACUGACGAGUUUCUCGACACUCUCAAUGUCAUUACCACGAAGUGCAUCGGCUUCAAAGAAAAUAAAACUGCCUUCUAACAAUACGGGUGUCUCAUCGCAUAACCACGCCACUCAUUCAGUGUCCUAUCAUCAUAGUUUAAAAAACACGCCAUUAAACAUUUCAUCAUCGUACAUUACACGAAACUCUUGUACUAUAUCAUGACUCGUAUCAUAAAUUGUGUUAGUGUUGUUGCAAUAAGUCAACUGAUUUAAAAUAUAUUUAAACAUUUUUUUUCUUUUAAUAAUUGUAAUUUUUCCUAUUUUUGUCAAUAAUUUGUAUCUGCGAUUUGUGUGAAUAACAUUGCUUAAAAAUAUCAACUGUAUUCGAGCAAUAAUGUAAUAAUAAUUUGUCCACGUUGAAAAGAAAAUUCUAAACUUAAUGCUGUGUAUACUUAAACGCAUAUGUUGAGAUAAAUUUUUAAUCGGUACAAUUUGUAUUUUAUAAUAUGGCUGUAAUUAUUGCGAAACUAUAAUAUUUUUUUCGAAGCUUUCCUUAUUUUUCGGUUAUUUAAUGAAUGGACGACUGUAUUUAUCAUUAUUAUAUAUUAUUAUUAUUAUUAUUAUAUAUUAGUAAACUUAUGUAAAUAACAAAAGUAUGUAACUCACUUUUUUAGUCAUUUUAUUUUUUUGCAUUUGUGAAUUCUAACUAUUUUUUCUUUUAUAACUGUUUUCGACCAUUUUUUUUUUUAUUAUAUUUUUUUAUUAUUAUUGUUUUCGAAAAAUUACAUUUUUUAACAUUGAUGAAUAAAUGUUGAACUUUAAAGUCAUCAUUCCUUUGUAAAAUCAAAAUGUGAGUUUGUUCGCUAACUAACUACCAGUGUUACUAUUAUAUUAGG